AGGGAAAGUUCCUAACUGUCAGGGCUGUCGAAGGGGCCUUGAUGGAAGAAAGGAGGACAUCGUCUUGUCAGCAAAAAACACUUACAGUUUGCAAUUCUUGGAACGCAAAAGACGCGUGUGAAAAUCACUGAGGAAGGAUACAACGUCGUACAGAAGUUAAUUAAGUUUAUAUCGCCGGCGUCACGCUUUCUAUGUCUAAAGUACAUGGUUCUAGCGGGAUAUAAGUGUUUCACUACAAAAUGGAAAGUAUUUGAAAUGACAGUCGGUACAGUGAGGAUAAAGCAUAAUAACAUAUUGUCUUUCUUUACCUUCCAACAAGAUGAUUUACUUACACUGCGGACUUGCACAACCUUUCUCUCCAAUUUACUUUUUGGUUGCAGCGGGGAUCUUGGCGAUGUUUAACAACAGUAAAACAUUUGGAUUUGAACAAGAGACGGAGAGCUUUCUACAGGGGCUUCCGCAGUACGAGGUCGUUCACCCCUACCGAGUGGACGCCAAAGGUCACUUCCUGUCCAACUUUGUGUCCCACCGCGUCAGCCGGGUACAGCGGAGGGAAACCCAGGGGGAACCAGGAAACCCUACACGGGUGUUCUACCAGUUGCAGCACGGUGGCCACAAUCUGCACUUCAACCUCACCCUCAACCCACACCUGCUGGCUCCUGGCUUCCUGACUGAGCGAAGGUACGGUGGCAUGGAGGGGGCCAAAAUACGCAGCCAUGGCCCUUCGCUGUGCCACUUUAUCGGGACGUGUGGGACCAGGCAACCAUCAAGGGGAGGGCGGCUAUAA
This is a messenger RNA of Oncorhynchus gorbuscha (pink salmon), 787 nucleotides long. Its product is annotated as A disintegrin and metalloproteinase with thrombospondin motifs 12-like. Lineage: Eukaryota; Metazoa; Chordata; Actinopteri; Salmoniformes; Salmonidae. Bases 320 to 787 code for a protein of 155 amino acids. The transcript is spliced from 2 exons. The record is from RefSeq and is a predicted model, not a curated record.